AUGCAGCAGCAGCAGCCCGGUCAGAGGCAGCAGAGUGUCAGGAACUCCCGCAGCUCCGCUCCUUAUAUUCCCACUGACCGUCAGUUUCAGGGAUUCAUUCAGGGACUCAGGAGCUGCAGCGUCAGUCCAGACCGAGUCUCCGUCCAUCCACCCGCCUGUUCAUUCAGCUCUACAUCCAGCUGUCCGUGCGUCCGCAUCUGGGAAGGUCAGACGGAUCAUUUUUUAUUUAGCGGACCUGGCAACUUCAUCCAAUUUCCUCUCUUCCUGAUCAGCGCAGAUUCACUGGGAGAUUAUCACCACAUUCAGCGGCUGUUGGUGAGUUUCCCCACCGGUGUUUUCAUGUAAGGUGUACAUUCUCUUUUAGACAGCAGCACUGCAAUAUUGAGGAGUGGAAAUUAAACAUGUGGUCAGGCCAGGAGGAUUCAUAUUUUUCCAGUACAUGUACCUGUGCGGUUUUGCUGGAGCUGUAUUUUCAUGUGAUGUUUUGAAGUGUGGGACAUUUUUCACAUGGAAAUAAUCCUGUUUGUUGCAUUCUUGUUCAGUUGUUCUAUUUUUAACAGCAGUCUUAAAUUUAUAAUCAGUCAUUUGGGUUAUUACUUUUAAAAAAGUGCAGGUUAAAGUUGUAUUCAAAGUCUCCUUGAAUGUACAGUUUUAUUGCACUUUGGUGCAUCAUCUACGUCAUCCUCCUCCCGUAGGGCUCGUGGACGUAAUUGGCAUUCACGAGCUGCUCUGAGUGUUGCAUAAUAGUCCACAUCUCAGUGGGGUUUACAGGAUCAGUCAGCACGUCCUUCACUGGUGCUUGCCAAACCAGGGUCCAGGGAAAUCCCAGGGGUGCCUGAAGAAACUCUGGGGGUGAUAGCAGCUGAAAUGAGAACAGCUAUAUGAGUUUUAGAGAAGAAGCUUUAACAUCAUACAGAAAGAAAUUGGGGCUGCUAUUAGCUCAAAUUUAUAUAUGAUGAAAGUUAUUAAAUGUAUGGGUAACAAAUUAAAUAUGGCUUUAUAGCCUUACAGUAAAACAGGACCCAACAGGAAUGCAAUAAAAUACGCUUUAUGACCUCAACUUUGCAUUUUUUAUUCAAGUUAAUGCCGUGCUGCUUCACCGCUACCUCAGUGAAAACCAUGACUCAGUGGUAGUAGACAGCUUCACCGUGGCUAUUCUGUGAAAUAAGGGGACACACAUUAUUGCAGGAGUGUAAGCACAACAUGUCCAGUAAGAGCCAACUCUUUGGUUUCUUUCUGAUGUCCAGCGAUUCCCUGUUGAUGGGACAGCUUUUGCACUUUUCAGGAGUUCCAGGUUGGUUGCUUUCUCGAUUUCAUACAGAGACACGACAUGCCAACCUGAGGACGUCUGUAAGACCUGUGACUUCCACAAUGUUGAGUUGACACCCAUUUAGAAAGCACUGUCGUUCACUUCUUUAAUUUUAGUUUCAUCUACAAGUCACACACUCAAAAGUAGCGCCUGUAUGCUGAGCUCAUGGAUGGCAGCUCCAACUCUAACUUAUUUCUUAAUAUUUUAAUUCUGUUUAAUAGUUGACAAUGAGAAUUAUGAUGUGUCAGUGUUGGACAUUAAAGGUACAGUGUGUAGCGUUAUCCAUAGUGAUGGGAAGAACAGUUCUUUUGACUAUAAUAGAUCUUUUGAAUCCAUUCAUUAAAACGAUUCGUUCAAAAGAUUCGUUCACUAAAUCAGUCAGUACUUCGGAGCCUCAUUGAACAAGCCCCUCCCCUCCCCUGCUGCUGAAGUCACAGCGUCGUUCACUGGGUGACACAUGUCGUUCAUUUGCCAAGUUGUGAAGGAAGAAUCACUUCCCUGCCCUGAAAAACUCACCUCUCUGUGUGUCGCUGUUGGCGGAAACAACACAGCAGCAAGCAGCACGCCCACUAAACGAGUGCAAGUCGUCAUUCUUUUAUAUCAUGGAAAAGUGGAGAGUUUAGAAAUAAAUAAACAUCGCAGCUGUAGUAGGGAUUUUGAUACUUUUAAAGAUAUCAAAUGGCGUAUUGCUUUAAAUUGGCUGAAAUUAAAUCCUUCUUGCAGGAAAGUUUACACAUGUGUAUUCAUGUAAAGGCACCAUAAUGCACUGUUCUAUCUUAGCCUCAGUGAACGAAUUGGUGCUCGGCAGUUCGUGAAUGACGCUACAUCUCUUCCUCCUCUGUCUGCAUCAAGUCAUUCGGAAGUCGUUCAUUUUGUUCACGGUCUGACUGUUACGUAUCGUUCAUUCGCUGUGAGCAAAUCACGAGACGCCGCCUGCCCUCCCGCUGUGUGUCGUUCGUCAAAGGAGGAAGUUCCACUUUCGAUCGGCACGCCAGGCUCGCGGCUGAGCUCAACUAAAUUGAGAAAGGAACGAAUCAGGUCUCGGGUGAUUCCAUUCACGUUGUUCACUCAGCAGUUCCAGUCUUUUGAAAGAAAUGUUCAUAAACGACACAACAGUAGUUAUCCAGAGGCCAGGUUCUUGCUCAGCUGAUGAAACAACGUCAAAACCCUUUUUGGUGACUUCUUAAAUUUAGUUCGUGACUCUUUCUGGAACAGUUUCUGUCAGGUGACUAAAAUAUACUUCCCUCUGUAUGAGUAGGAUGUUCAAACUUUUUUCCCCCUCUACUGGUUUCACUGGUUUCCCUCAAAGGCAGUGCACCAGUCCACUGUAUGUAUCUUGAUGACAGGCCUGUGGUUUGUAGUCUUUCUAUAGCCCUGUGGCGUAGCAGGUCUCCUCCCUCGGUUUGGAGCUCAGAGGUCUAUAAUCUCUGUGAACCACAGCACCACCACCCAGAUUCAUUUCUCAGGUUAAAAAUGACACAAAAAGCAGCUGGGCACACUGUGGGAAAAAUAGACAUGUGCCUAGUAUUACAGUUUGGAAGGAGUCCCUGUAGAGCAGAGAUUUAGGAGUGAAAAUAGCUGAAAUGUGGAUAUUACAGAGAGGGCGCAGGGUUCAUUAGACCAUCAAUCUCAUUUAUGUGUUUAUUUGAUCCAUUUUACAGCUUCUGGCUAAAAAAAAACUGGAGCUUUGUGAAAGUAAAAAAAGAGGAUGAAAUCAGAAGCAGGUUGUGCACCUUUUGCUUCAUGCCGUAGUUGGUUUUGACCUUUUUGCUUUGGUCUGGGGAGGCAGUUCAAGUACUGUACUCUUUGUGUGUUUUUCAUGACCAAAAAUGAAAUGCCAUUUGGAAAAGUUGGAAUUUGUUUUUUUCAGCAGUGUUGUCCUGAGGUCUGUCUUUUAACUGAAGCCAAGCAGAAUAUUUUCAUUGUUUUGACCAAUAAGAAAUUGAGAACUAGUGUUUUUUUUGGUGUGUAUCAGACUUAGUGUGUAAAAUUAGCUUUACUUUCUUUAACAGACAAGUGCUACAAGUGGUCUGAGACUGUUAUGCAUUUCACCAAGUACAAUACAAUGGGAGCUGGUGAUUAUGCAUCCUAGAAUAAUGACAGUGUGAGCAGGACCGAUGCAGAAGAUGAUUGUAUUGAUUACAAUGAAAUCCUGAAUCCUUCCAGUUUCAUGGUCACAAUGCUGUCACAGUAACAGCUCCCUAUUUGCAACACCAAUUUAACAUCAAACUGCCUGUUUUAACUCAUGGUCAAUAACAUCAAACUGAACAUUUCCAAUAAAGUGAACGUAAGACGAGGGUGAACAGGACUUCUGCAGGUACAUUUAUGUUGACAUAUCCGUCCUUAUUCUGCUCUCCAGUGUCAAAAGGCAGAGGUGAAGUGUGUGGGGGCUGCUCUCCACAGAUUGAUCCGGGGUGACAUGUUUGAUAAGUUUGACCCGGGCAUCACAUUUGAUGUUGAGAAUUACUGUAAUAACUGUUGCCAUGGGGCUGCGACCAAUCAGAACGGAGUUAAAUGUAUUCUCGGAGCUGCUCAGUAUUUCCAAAGGUGGAUAUAGUGAGUCUUACAGAUCAGUCUCCCCUGCACAAGUUUAUAAACUGAAGUUAGAAACUAGCAAAUUUGCAAAAGCAUCCAGCAGCAGUGAGACACUCCCCUUGGAGUUGGUUGAACUUGCCGCUUGAGUCAGCAGAGGAGAUCGAUAUCUGUUUGCUUGCUUAGGUGUUGCUACAAGACACAACACAUCCAGGUGUUUUCAUUUUUGACGGAGCUAAAGCCAAGAUUCUGUUCCUGAUUCCAGUCUUGGUGUCAUGCUUUGGUAAACAGGGUAUUGCAUGUCUAUGUGCAUGCAGUUGAGACAGCAGGGAUUGUGAUUAUCCAGACCAUGGAAAGGACUCUCCCUUUAUGCGUUGAACUGUUCACUGGUUGUUUUCUUACUCUCUAAAUCUCUGCAUGUUCAGAAACGUAUGCACAAGUGUAUGGACGGUGCUUUAUUGAUUUGUUGUCUGGUGUAUGUGCAACACUUUUUAGACCGUCAUCACACCGUUCUCAAGAGGAGGGUUUAAAUGUGUUGAUGUUAGCCGCUGCACACUGAGUGUCAUGGUGGUGGGUGGAGUGGGUGGAGGCCAUAAAUGGCAAAAUCCGAAGAGAAAUGACCACAUCAGUAGGGAGACACUGCUAAGCUCCUUUCUCCCUGGUGUUUCCCGUCUGUUGCGUGGGUGAGAGUUGGGCAGCUUUGCAGUGAUGUGGACCUGAAAUAUAAAAUCUGUGGUGAUAUACAGGAGCCAUACAAGCUGUUAAGACUGGCUGCUUCUACUCCAUUUAAACGAGUUUGAUUCAGCUGAAGUAAACGGGAAACACAUGCGUGUACACGACUGCUGCUGGAAUAACAGUUUGAUUAGGGUUCAUGAAUUUUAAUGUUAUUGCACACGCACUGGCAUUUAGCAGUUAGUCUGGUUCAUUUCUAAUCACAGGGGAGCGGCCAUUGGUAAUUAAAGUAUUUAAUGGAGUCUUGUACGAAGCAGAUUGGCUAAACCUUUCCAAGCUGCAGAUGCAGAAUGUGAAAAAAAGAAGUUUGUUAAGAAAUAAGAGAAAGCUGCAAAACAAAAAAGAUGCAGCCCCUCAUACUAGGGCUGAGAUAUGGCCUCCGUCUCCUCACCUGUCUUUCCCUCUUUGUUAUGGACUGGAUUGGGUGGAGUCAAAUUUCCAACGUAGGACAUGAGACCAUAGCCUACCUACACACAUCCAAAACUAACUUUUAUUUAUUUUUUGACACAGAAUAAACCGAUAUUGGCAAAAUUACCGGUCAUUGUCGUAAAUUUCAGUAUCUGUAAAUUUUCGGUUUAUCGCCCAGCCCUACCUCAUACUGAAUAUAUGAUGUAAUAUGACAAUAUAUUCAUUAUUAUUUUGAUUGAUGUUAUAUUUUUGGAAAUAUAUAUAUCGUUGCAUUAAGAAUGCACACAAAAUUACCUGCCAUUGCAGAUUGUAAUUACAGGGAACCAGAAUAAAGGGUGCGAUUAAUGUCAGGUUUUUAAUUAAUGGUAAUUCCAAAGACUAAACUACUAAAUUACGAGAGGCCUUCACUCUACAACAGCACACAGUGGUUAUCCGUAGAUGGAGAAAAAAAAACAGGUCUGAUAAGUACUCGAAACACCUCCAAACCAAACUGGCGAGAUGGAACAAAAUGUUCCUGUCGUCACUGUUUUCGCCAUUAUGACAUUACUUCAAUGUCAUGCACUGUUUUGACAGUCCUGUCUGAUUUGUGGCACUAAGUCCUCAUUAAUAAUAUUUAAAGACUCAAACAGCUUCCUCGCCGAGAGAGACACAGUGAUGGAUGGUCGACCUCCACAUGAGCCACACCAAGCGGCACGCAGUAACACCUUAUAUGGGCAUGUGUGUGUUGGUACAAAAGGGAAAAGGUUAGCUUAAACCCUGAAUGUGGUGUGUGUUCGUGCUGCUGUGGAUGAGGAGGGGAAAAGUUGGAAGUUUGCCACUUCAUAACUCCAACCAGUCUGAGGCUGGCGAACAUUUUUCUGGCACUGCCACACACAAACACAUUUCUCAGCUUCUUCCAUACAGGGUGUACUGAACGUCUGUUUUUAGUUUUCUCACAUUUUUCUUUCUAUAUUUCAUUUCGGCCUUUCACAGAAGGAUGAGUGGAGGAGUUUUCAUGUGCUGUUUGUUUUCAGUAACGACUACUGAUGAUAGAUUAUCCCUUCAAAUAGCUGAGAUAUUUCUGCCGUCUAUACAUUGGGUCUCACAGAUGCCAGGAAAGCACCCACAUUUUUGUUCCUGUUGAACCGACUUUAAAAGGUAUAGGAUUAAUUCAAAACAUGCCGGUUUUAGAAAGAAAUGUCACCAAUAGCCACUUUAGCUUCGUCCUAAUUCAUUACAUAACACUUUGGGCCUGUUUAAGUGUAACUAUUAAUUAUAUUACACCAAUUUAAGUCACUAUUAUCCCUAGACUCUAUUAAAAACAAGGUUUAGACGGCCUUUCUGUUCUAUUAUGUACAAAAAGCACAUAUUUAUUCACCUUGAGCAAUUCCCUUUUCAGCAUUUAGCAGCCAGCUCUUAACAGCUAGAAUUCCUGUACAGAACCAGACUCAUAAUAAAGUAGAAAAGCACUCGGAGAGCGCAGACCUCCGCCAAGCAGCUCAUGUCCCCCCCUUAAAAAAGAAAUGCCCUGAACAGGAUUUGAACCCAGGACCCUCUGGUUGUGAGGUGACAGUGCUAACCACUACACCACUGUGCCGCCCAUUGGUUAUCUUUCACCCUUAUUUUUGUGUGUUCUGGAUCACAGUAUCCAGAAUUUUGUCCGGAUCACCACCAAUAUGUAAUGGGAUCCUCCUGGGGCUGAGACGCACCUCUGGUGAAAAUUUCAGGUCAAUCCGUCUGUUACUUUCUCCGUAAAGUUGCUAACAGACAAAUAAACAAACCAACGCUACUGAAAACAUAACCUCCUUGGCGGAGGUAACAACCAUCUGCUGUGACUCACGAGUCAAGUCUACCUUUGCCAUCUACGGGGUCAUGGUCUGCCUCCUGGACUCUGAUGGAUAGAUAAUUCUGGGGGGCCUGAUACCUGAAGGCUCACCUCCAAUAGUUCUUUUGAGGGCAUUUGGAACAACAAAAAGGCAUAAUGCAUUCUGGGAACAUUAUGUUCAAUCACAGGAGUGCAGAGAGAUGGGAGUCAGUGUAACAUUGAACCACAUGACGUCCUCUUUUUUCCUUAGACUUAAUCUGAAAAGCUAAUAAUCAUUGAAUAACCAAUAAACAGUAACUGGAGAAGGAAAUCACUGACAUGAUGUAACCGAACAAGGAGGAAAAUACAGCGUCCAAGGUUGAAUCUUAGUCUGACAAUCAAGUGUCAACAUUAAAAAACAUUUAUAUAACUCAAGGACUGCUCUUACAUGUUUCCCCAGAAGCUGCUUCUUUCUGCUUAA
This is a messenger RNA of Xyrichtys novacula (pearly razorfish), 7245 nucleotides long. The record is from the annotation of a GenBank genome assembly. Lineage: Eukaryota; Metazoa; Chordata; Actinopteri; Labriformes; Labridae.